This is a messenger RNA of Parascedosporium putredinis, 1002 nucleotides long. The record is from the annotation of a GenBank genome assembly. Lineage: Eukaryota; Fungi; Ascomycota; Sordariomycetes; Microascales; Microascaceae.
AUGGUCUUCCUUAAAAACGUAGCCAUCGUCGGUGCCACCGGCACCGUCGGCAAGUUCAUCGCCUCCGAACUCGUCCACUCCAACCAACAUACCGUCACCGCCCUCACCCGCGACGCCACCGCCCCCGGCCUCCCUACCGGCGUCCACGCCGUCGCCGUCGACUACGCCGACCCCUCCACCCUCGUCGCCGCCCUCCAGGGUAUCGACGUACUCAUCAUCACCAUGGCGUCCACCGCACCCCGCGACACCCAAGCCAAGCUCAUCGAAGCCGCCGCCAGCGCCGGCGUGAAAUACGUGGUCCCCAACGGCUGGGGCGUCGACGCCUCCCACCCGGCCGCCGCGGAGACGCUCAUCGGCCCUUUACUCGCCGGCGCACAGGAGCUGACCGAGGCGCGCGGCAUGGGCUGGAUCACCUUCACGUCGGGGUUCUGGUACGAGUUUAGCCUCGCGGGCAAGCGCAACUGGUUCGGCUUCGACAUCGAGGAGCGGUCCGUGGUGCUCUUCGACGACGGCCGCACCAAGGUCAACACGUCGACGUGGGCGCAGACGGGGCGCGCCGUCGCCGCGGUGCUGGCGCAGGACGAGGCCGCGCUCGCCGCCAAGUACCGCAACAAAAACGUCUACUUUUCCUCGUUUUACGUUUCCCAGCGCGAUAUGCUCGACUCGUUGCUGCGCGUCACGGGUACCCAAGAGUCGGACUGGAAGAUCGAGUACGAGCCCUCGGCCGAGCGCUUCGCCAAGGCCAUUGCCAUUGUGAAGACGGGCGACUUUUCGGCGUUUGAGCGCGCGCUGUACUCGCGCUGGUUCUUCCCCGAGGCCGAGGGCGUGGGUGCCUCGGCGUGGCAGGCGCACCACACGCUCGCUAACGAGGAGCUGGGUCUGCCGCAGGAGGACUUGGACGAGAGGACCAAGUAUACGGUGGAUCACCAGAAGGAGCUCAUGGGCAAGUACGGCCGCCCGAGGCACGAGCGGACGGAGCCCGUUCGCUCGAUUGUCCCGUAA